AUGUGCUGGGUCCUACUAUUGCUGUUAGUGCUUUCGCCGGCGCUGCUCCUGAGCCAGGCAGGGCCUCUCCAGGAGAGGGUCCCGCUCUUCCGGCUCACUCAGCAGGGCCCCUGGGAAAGGGAUGGCAGCAACCCCACGCGCUCGCCCUGCGAGGGUAUUCCUGCCGGGAAGUUCACUUCCUUUACCCUCGAGAACCGAAGCCUGGAGCGUCUGCCCGGUUGUCUGCCACGCACGCUGCACAGCCUCGACGGCAGCCACAACCUGCUGAGCGCCCUGAGCGCGCAAGAGCUCGGUGCGCUGCCGGAGCUGCAGGUGCUGACGCUGCGCCACAACCGCAUAGCCGAGCUGCGCUGGGGCUCCGGUGGGCCCACGGGCCUGUCCUUGCUGGACCUCAGCUACAACCGGCUGGCUGCCUUACCGCGCUGCGCCACCGGGCACGCGUUGCGCCGCCUCCACGCGCUACACCUCGCCGGGAACCCACUUAGGACGCUGCAGCCUGGGGCCUUCUCCUGCUUCCCAGCGCUCCGUUUCCUCAACCUCUCCUCCACCGAGCUGGGUGACGGCCAGCAGACCAUCGCUGAGGCCGCGUUCACAGGAGAGGAUGGUGGAGCCCUGGAGACUCUUGAGGUUCUAGACCUCAGCGGCACCUUCCUCACACACGUUCCAUCAGAGUGGAUCAGAGACCUGCCCAAUCUCACAUCCCUCUACUUGAGGAAGAUGCCUAGACUGAGGAACCUGGAGGGGAACAUUUUCAAGAUGACCCCCAACCUACAGCACCUGGAUUGUCAAGACUCCUCAACCCUCAUCUCCGUCAACACACACAUCUUUGAAGAUACUCCUCGCCUACAAACCCUUCUCUUCCAGAAUUGCAACUUGAGUUUCUUCCCUCCUUGGAUGCUGGAUUCCUCCCAGGUCCUGUCCAUUGACCUCUUUGGCAACCCCCUCACUUGUAGCUGUGAGUUGUCCUGGCUCCUCUUGGAUGCGAAGAAAGUUGUCCUAAACAGGGCAGCAGACACCUUGUGCGCACCAGCUGCAGGCUCCAGUGGCGUCUUCUCCACUUCUCUUUCUCUCUCCCAGCUGCCUGGUAUAUGCCAGGCACACCAAAAUACCACCCUUGUUGCUUCAAUCCCACCCUCUUCUAGCCACUCCACCCACACCCCAUCAAGCCAGGCUUCUCCUAGGGGUCCCCCAGUCCCACGCAGCACAAACCCCUUUCCCCAGUUUACGGGACACGGAUCGAGUGCUACCAAUGCUCCCUCCUUUCCCAUGAGUUCUGCAGCACCAGCGGCACUGGCCCACAGCAGUGCCCUGGAGGGGACUGCCCACUCCCUCCCCACCUCUACAGCUGGUUAUGGCAACUCUAGUGUCCCACCCAGGGCUCAGGGCACAGUCAGCACAGAGCACCAAGUUGUGGGGCUUGUUGGUGGGCCCCACAUCUCAGCUGUCCCCACCCCAUUCACCAGCAAACAACAUGGUCCCAUCCCUACCUUAGCAAGCCCGUUAAGCCGGCCUCAGCACAACCUGGGGACUCCCGAGGCCCCCCACCCGAGCCCCUCUGAGAACGAGAUCCCUAUCUUGUUGUUGGAUGACUACAAUGAAGAUGGGGAAGGGGAGACGCAGGAGAUGGUGGGGACACCUCACCAGGACAUCACCUGUGACUACCACCCCUGCAAGCACCUCCAGACUCCGUGUGUGGAGCUGCAGCGACGCUCCUCUUGCCGAUGCCCAGGCCUCAGCGGUGAAGACACCGUCCCAGACCCGCCCAAGUUCCAGGGGGUGUCCGAGGUGACCGAGACGUCGGCGAUUGUGCACUGGUGUGCCCCCAACUCGGUGGUGCAUGAGUAUCAGAUCCACUACCAUCCCGAAGGUCAGGCGGAGACCACAGAGGCAGUAGGGCAGGUCCACGCUACUUCUCGGCAGCUCCAUCUGUUGGGUUUGACCCCGGCCACCACAUACCACGUGUGCGUCCUGGCGACCAACAGCGCGGGCCUCAGCCUGCGGCGCGCCUUAGGUUGGAGGCGCCCGUGUGCCAACUUCACCACCAGGCCCAGCUCCUCGCUGCUGUUGGCAGCUCUGGGCACCUGCAGUUGCGUACUGCUCCUCAGCACCCUAGUGUUGGCGGCUUGUCUCUACCGGCGGCGACGGGCGCCCCCCCGGGAGUGUUCACACAUGCACCUAGUGGCAUAUAAAAAUCCAGCCUUUGACUAUUCCCAGAAGCUCUAA
Messenger RNA from Chrysochloris asiatica (Cape golden mole), 2223 nucleotides. It is a transcript of the gene LRRN4, whose product is annotated as leucine rich repeat neuronal 4. The transcript has 4 exons. Bases 1 to 2223 code for a protein of 740 amino acids. The record is from RefSeq and is a predicted model, not a curated record. Gene Ontology annotation, molecular function: protein binding. NCBI's taxonomy places the organism in Eukaryota, Metazoa, Chordata, Mammalia, Afrosoricida, Chrysochloridae.